Messenger RNA from Cotesia glomerata, 1349 nucleotides. Its product is annotated as myb-like protein X. The record is from RefSeq and is a predicted model, not a curated record. Bases 159 to 1331 code for a protein of 390 amino acids. The transcript has 7 exons. NCBI's taxonomy places the organism in Eukaryota, Metazoa, Arthropoda, Insecta, Hymenoptera, Braconidae.
ACGUACACCUAAUUUACAUUGGUGAUGGCGCUUGAUGGCGCUGACGCCGGCAAAAUACUAGUACUAAGACAGGUCUUCCCGUUCGUACUUUUGUUACCUCAGUAGUAUUUGGUUAGCCGCUGAGUCAGGUUGUCCGACAUCUUUUAAAAAAUUCAAUCAUGAUGGAUCAGAAAUAUGCAUUGGUAGCAGUACCACCAGAAUCUAAGGAAACAAGGAUUAUUGAGACUGAAAAAAUUUAUAAUUUUGAUAAAUAUAAUUUUACAACGAGAUCAAAAGUCUAUCGCUAUCAAGGUGAUAAUGGUAAUAAAGUCAAAUGUGCAAUAAUAAAGGUGGGAGCAACUGUAGAAGGAUUAAUAUACAUAUCAAGUCGCCUUCCACGUCCAAAAAUCACAAAUCAGUCAUCUUUAGGAUCUUCAGAUGAAGAAAAUGAAUCGGCAAUUGCGAAAGCUAAAAAAUAUAGAAAGGGAAAAAAAAAAAAUAGUAAUUCAGCAAAAAAAAGGAGGAUAGAUGAUAUUGUUAAUAAAUUUAACGCAUCCGAGGGAACUGUUGAAAAGAUUGCGAAUAAGAACCGGCGUAAUAAUUACAUUUCAAGUAAUGAUGAAUCUGAAUCUGAAAAAGAAAAAGAAAAAGAAGAAAAAGAUAAAGAAGAAGAAGACGAAGAAGAAGAAAAUGAAGAAAAUGAUGAAAGAUAUGACAAUUGCCUCAAGGACGAUUAUUUAACAGGAGAAUCAGAUAUAUUUGACGGAGAAAAAGAUGAACAAGUUCGGGGAGAACAAACUGAUCAUACAGCAAAAGAAAAUGAAAUUGAAAUGAACGCAUUUAAACGUAUUAUUCCUGAAUCUGAUAAGGAAGAUGAUAUACCAAGAAAUUUAGAUAAAGAUUUAAUAGAAGAAGACUUAGAUGAAACAUACGAUGAUGAAUUUGAACGAGCAAACGAUUUGGAAAACUAUCCAGAGAGAGAAACUGAAAAUAUUACAAAACGACCUAAUUUCGAUCCUUUCUUCAGUGCUACAACAGUGACUAAGUUACCAGCCGUAAAUUCAAUGGGUCGAUUACCACAAAUUCAACCUGGAUCGAGCAGAGUUAUUCAGUCAACUAAUGUAAAAAAACGAGAAAUAACAUCCACAGCAAAACCAACAAAUGCAUCAAGAAGAAUUCAAUUAAGAUCUAACAAUGGGACAAGUGAAAAAACUCAAAGUGGAGCGUACUUAAAUUUGGUAGAACAAUGCAAGCAACAGGAAUUGGAAAUAAAAAAAUGGAAACAACGUGCACUACUGGCAGAAGCUGCUUACCAAGCUCAACUAAAUAAACGUGACAGGCCGAGUCACUAGCCACAGCCCCGUCAGUCC